UGGUCUGGACCACAGAAUAGUCACUGAGUAGAGCUAAUAGAGUUAAUAGAGUUCCUGCGAGCUGUAAUCUCGCCAAGGGUAGCUUGAUGAGAACUCUCAUUAGCCAAAGAGCGGCACAGCGUACUUUCGAUGCGUUCGUUUCCUGCUUGGUGGUGGUAUCGUGGGUGUGCACCGUCUACUCGGGCCUUGCUGCGUCUCUGAAGCAUCUUGAGCGCACGUAAAGCAAUGCAGAAGGAAGCCGACAACGCUGUUAUACAGGAGAAGCUACGGGAGCUGGCGCACGUCAUUCAGCAGUGUCAGGAAGAGCGAAACCGGAGUGAGCAUAACCUGACCAACAUCACCAAGACCCACGAACGCAUCCAGCAGGAGCAGAAGCUGUCGCCCUACUACAAGUCCAAAUUGCGAGGACAGUACAAAACUGCACUGCAGGAUGCCGAGAGCGAGGAAGAGCUGCUUCGCAAGGCCCUGGACAUCAUCUUCGACAUCCGCACUGUCCGCAGUGAACGACGCAUUGCUGCCAAGAAUUCAGGCAGCGUAGGCAGACGGAGCACAUCUUUUUCAGAACGUCCCAAGGAGGCUCUGCGCCGAGGAGCCCUGAUGAAGAUGUUGCAGCAGAAUGCACUCACGCUGCCCUUGUUCAUUGGCAAGGAGGAUGAAAAGCCACCACCAUUGUGCGGAGCCAUUCCAGCCGAGCCCAACUACGUUGCCAAGGUUGGUGACAUGGUGGCAGCCUUGGCACGUGGUCCUGAUGAUGAUGAGAACUGGAUCUUAGCGGAAGUGCUCCAUUACAGUCAUGGCAGUGCCAAGUAUGAGGUAGACGAUAUUGACGAAGAACAGAAGGAGCGGCACACGCUCAGCCGUCGCAGAGUUGUUCCCCUACCGCUUCAGCGAGCCAAUCCCUUGACCGACCCAUCGGCACUGUUUUUGAAAGGAACACUCGUGAUGGCAUUGUAUCCACAGACUACCUGCUUUUAUCGAGCACUGGUUCAUGAGCCUCCCAGUGGUCCCCAAGACGACUAUCUCGUACUGUUUGAAGAUUCCUCAUACCCGGAAGGUUACUCACCACCUCUUGCAGUGGCACAACGUUAUGUCAUCUGCUGCAAAGAGAUGCGCAAGAAGUAGUGCACAGACUUUUAGCAUUUUUCAGAGGGCAGACAGUAAUUCUUACGGCUACAGUGGUUGCUCUAUGCUGCACAGUUGGAAUGCACAAAUCUCCAAGAGAUUCGAAGGGGUAAGUUGUACGUUGUGUCCUGCUGUAAAGGAAGAGAUCUAACAAAGUGAAGUUUAGUCAUGCUGGUGAAUGAAAUCUUGUAAAUUCCUUCACACCAAGUGCUGUUAAUGAGGUAUCAGCUGGGAUUCUGCUGAUGUCUGCUUGGCACUUGCCCCAUUCAUGAUUGCACACAUCUGUGUUACCUGCUCCAAUGUGCACAUCUUUUUCUGGGAAGUUCCACUGUGAUAGGUGGUGUCUAAGGUACUCCCACCAUUCUUGUGCAGGGGGAACAGAUGACAUGUUCUGGGCAUUUGAUUAGGAGGCUCUGAUGCAGUAAUAUUAAUCUUCUCAUUGUCAUUUGUCUGCCUUAUAAUUGAAGUCUGCUGAUGGAACACUUAAAGGCAUUUUAAAAUUUUCUUCAUUAAAACUGUUAGGGAGAACUCCACAGCUGUUUUCAUGAGGUGAUAAAGGUCAGUGUGCACAUAAUAAACAACACAGCUUACAUCCAAGCCCGGAAUAUUUGCUUUGUAAUGUAAUUAUCAAUGAUGAUAAAAUAAAAGUUACCUUACAAAUGUCUUCCUAAAA
Molecule: messenger RNA, 1795 nt
Organism: Rhipicephalus sanguineus (brown dog tick)
Lineage: Eukaryota; Metazoa; Arthropoda; Arachnida; Ixodida; Ixodidae
Gene: Sgf29
Product: SAGA-associated factor 29
Exons: 5
Coding region: 226-1122 (298 amino acids)
Cellular component (GO): SAGA complex
Source: RefSeq, a predicted model, not a curated record